This is a messenger RNA of Cyphellophora attinorum, 2799 nucleotides long. Its product is annotated as putative MscS family protein C2C4.17c. Gene Ontology annotation, cellular component: membrane. Gene Ontology annotation, biological process: calcium ion transmembrane transport; intracellular calcium ion homeostasis. The coding region runs from base 1 to 2799 and encodes 932 amino acids. Gene Ontology annotation, molecular function: calcium channel activity; calcium ion binding. The record is from RefSeq and is a predicted model, not a curated record. Lineage: Eukaryota; Fungi; Ascomycota; Eurotiomycetes; Chaetothyriales; Cyphellophoraceae. The transcript has a single exon.
AUGCCCACUCCUCCUCGAGACGUCACCAUCGAUAUUCCCCUAACAAAGGUCCAGUCCGCUACAGGCGCACGGAAACCUACGAGCACCCUCUCCCCAGUAUACAGCAACCCUCAGAAACCUCCAGAGUACGAAGAUGCCUUCGACGAGAAACAAAACACAUCCGCUUUCCAGGCUCCUAGUAGUGGCCAUGGCGGACGCAGACGAAAACGAGAGGCACAAGGCAUGAGCUCAAAGGCCACCGAGGAUGGCUCCCUCACCUGGAUGGGGAAGAUCUACUCGAGGAUCUACAACUUCUCGAUCGUCACUCGAUACCUCUUCUACGUCGUCCCGGUAGCGGCCCUCAUUGCAGUACCUUUAGUUCUGGGAGCGGCCGUGUUUCCAGAUGCUCGAGUCGGGAACAUGACGUUGCUACACUUCUCAUUGUGGCUGAUGAUUGCCUGGUGUUCGCUAUGGAUCAGCAAACUCAUCGCCCAGUUCCUUCCCUUCCUCUUUCAAUUUCUCUGCGGCGUUGUCAGUCCUGGCACACGCAAGUACUCGGCCAUUCUCGCAAAUCUUGAGAUCCCGCUAUCCCUGGUCGGAUGGGCUGUGGCUUCCUUGGUCAGCUUCCUGAUUCUUGGAAGAGGCGCUGGCAACUGGGGAGACCGCAUGGCAAGAAUUUUGUGGGCAUGUCUGGCUUCGACCAUUGUUUUGUUGGCAGAAAAGCUCGUGAUUCAGCUCAUCCAAAUCAGCUAUCACCGAAAGUCAUUCGAUGAGAAGAUCCGAACGUCGAAGCACGAGAUAUACCUAGUCACUCUUCUCUACGAUGCCUCCCGGUCACUCUUCCCACCAUACUGCUCAGAAUUCGCCGAAGAAGAUUAUGCAAUCAGCGACACCUACGAACUUGUUAGUGGCAGGAGUAGCAGGGGUGCUCACAAGAGAUCUGGUUCAAACACUCCGGCGAAGCUUCUGCAGAAUGUUGGAAGAGUCAAGGAUAAUAUCACCUCAGCCUUCGGACAGGUCGCUCAGGAGAUCACCGGCAAGAAGACUGUCUUCAACCCUAAUGCUGCCCAUUCGGUUGUCAUUCAGGCUCUGGAAAAGAAGCAUUCGACUGAAGCGCUAGCUCGACGACUGUGGCUGUCUUUCGUCCUUGAAGGCAGAGAAGCGCUUUACCCCGAUGACAUUGCUGAAGUACUCGGCCCUGAUCGAGCUGCGGAAGCCGAGGAAGCCUUUAUUGCAUUAGAUGCGGAUGGCAAUGGCGACAUCUCACUGGAUGAGAUGAUCUUGCGUCUGGGUGAGAUGGGCCGGGCUCGUCAUGCCAUCACCAACAGCAUGCACGAUGUCGAUCAAGCCAUACACGUAUUGGACAACCUCCUCAUGACUGUUGUCUUUGUGGCAGUUGUACUCAUCUUCGUGGCUUGGAAUGUCGACAACUUUACUGCCAGCCUUGCAACUACCGGAACGGCGCUUCUGUCUCUUUCAUUCGUCUUCGCCGCAUCAGCCCAGGAAGUCCUCGGAUCGUGCAUCUUUCUCUUUGUCAAGCACCCUUACGAUGUUGGCGAUCGUGUUGACGUCGCAGAAGAACGUUACGUCGUCGAGCGAAUCUCACUACUCUACACAAUCUUCAAAAGACUCAAAGACCACAAACGCACGCAAGUGCCUCACAUCGUUCUCAACUCUUUAUGGAUCGACAAUGUUUCACGAAGCAAGGCCAUGCGCGAGCAGCUCAACAUGUACGUCAGCUUCGACACUAGUCUGGAGGACAUCGCACUUCUGAAACAAGAAAUGGAAGCUUUUGUACGUGACAAAGACAAUAGUCGAGACUUCCAACAAGAGGUUGAGGUCGAGGUCACAGGCAUUGCGGAAAUGAACAAGCUGGAGUUGAAGAUCGAGAUCCUGCACAAGUCGAACUGGUCCAACGAGACCGUCCGCGCUGCUCGGCGAAGCAAAUUCAUGUGCGCUCUUGUGCUUGCUCUGCGUAAGGUGCCAAUCUAUGCACCUGGUGGCGGCGGGGCCGCAUUGGGCGACAAGGCCAACCCGUCAUACUCUGUCAACAUUUCCGACUCCGAAGCUCGAGAGAACGCCGAAGACUUCGAUGACAAGAAGGAUAAGUCGCGUUUGUUCCCGCUCAAAUCCAAGAACAAGCCUUCUGACGACGGCAACACCGGUUUCUCGUCAUCACAUGACUUAACGAAGGUUGCGAGUGACGGUGCGAGCCAAAAGGAGAACGCUGUACUGCAAGGUCUGAACAAACGUAACGCAGCAUCCGAUUCGGCAAGAGAUCAGGAUCAGCGUGAGGCUGACAUCGAAGAGGUCAAGACCAUGCUUCGGCGCGAAUCGACCACAGGUCGUCGCCGCCGGUCCAAUUCAAUGCUCUCUCCCACUAGUGCUAUGCGCUAUGGUGGUCACCAGACCAUACCGACGAUUCCUGACGCCUCACCCAUGGAACCGGCGAACCCAGCACAGGCUCCUCGAGUUAGCUACUUUGAGGACACCUCAUAUGCUCCGCCCCCGCCAGCCAAGAAUUCGCCUUACGUGCAGCAACCUCCGGCCAUGGCGCAAGCUUACCCAUCGACAUCACAAGUAGGCCGACACGACAGCGCCACGUUGCCCAACUCGCCUUGCUUGAAUCCGAAGCACGAAGCACCGAGCGGCGGAAUUCAUGGCACCGCAUUCCCAGGUACACCGUCGCGCAGUCAGCGACCAUACGAAUUGCCCAGUCACACCCGCGAGCGAAGCAACACCGGCUCUCCGACUAACAGUCGCAAGCCAGUCCCAGGUAUUAGUGAUAUGAGGGAACAGCUGCUUCAGAGUCCGAAAUAG